CUCAUCAAGGAUUCUUGAGAUGAUUUAAUUUUAACGCGCUCGAGAUUCUCGUAAUUGAAAAACGAAAAAUUGGCGGUAAGCGGCCCCAGGAGUUCUAUGAGUAUUUUCUCAUAAAUUUGUUAGCCUCCUUUGCUCUUUAUCGAUUUUAAAAAUCCUGGAUUUUGACUACCCAUUCUCUUGCACGGGGAAGUGGAGGUUUUCAACUAUACAGAAAUCUAAUACUGCUGCGAGGGUUUUAAGGUUUUGGUCUGGACAGACAUGGAUGCCAUGGUGGUGGACUCAGAUUCUUAUCCUCUCCAGAGAAAACAAGCUGAUUACAUGUGCCAGGAUGAAAGAUACUUAUUACGCAUGCAGAAGUACAAGGGGCAACAGUACAGCCAUCUAUACUAUUCUCGUCUUCACAAGUUUAAGGAGUUUCUAAAUGGUCUUGUUAAGAAACGGUGGCCCAAUUUACCAGUGUGUACGGUUUUAGGACUUGAAGAUGGCAAAGAAUGUGUGAUAGUUGGAACUCUGUACAAACAAAUGCAACUCAAGCCUUCAAUUUUGGAUGAGUAUUCAAAGGAGAGGACUGUUGUCCCUAUAGUACAGCCACAUAAUUUUGUGCACUCAAAUGAUUAUCUCAUUCUUGAAGAUGACAGUGGAAGGGUUAAAUUGACAGGACAUAUUCUCUCUCCUUCAAUGUUUGUCACAGGUGUUGUAGUAGCUCUUCAUGGUAAAGAAAGCAGUGGUGGUGACUUCUAUGUACAAAGCAUUCUAGAAGCUGGCCUACCACCUCAACGCUCUCUCCAUUCUGAAGAGAACAAAUAUGUGGUUCUUGUAUCUGGCCUUUUGGUUGGUAGUGGCAAGUCUAAUCCUCUUCAAUUUCAGCUUCUUGUUGAUCAUUUGUCUGGUCACUCAGGUGAUGAACAGGAGCAAAGUAUGACUUCUCAAAUUGUUCGUCUUGUUAUUGCGGGUGAUUCAGUUGAUAUACGACAAGGCCUUCUUGCAGGUCAGUCCCUUGCAUCAAAAGAUCAAGGUAGACUUGUUGAACCUAUCAAGGAACUAGACCUGGCUUUGACACAGCUUGCAGCAGCUAUGCCAGUUGACAUAAUGCCAGGGCCAAAUGAUCCUGCAAAUUUUUCUUUGCCACAACAGCCUUUGCAUAAAUGCCUAUUCCCUGGAGCAUCGACAUACAAUACAUUUGUUUCUGCAACAAAUCCACAUCAGUUUGAACUUGAUGGAGUUAGUUUUCUUGGUACUUCUGGCCAGAAUAUAGAUGAUCUGAACAAGUAUUCUGAAGCAAAGGAAAAAGUUGAUUUUAUGGAAAGGACACUAAAAUGGAGGCACCUAGCACCCACUGCUCCAGACACUCUUGGGUGUUAUCCAUUUACAGACAAAGAUCCUUUUGUUAUUGAGGAUUGUCCGCAUGUAUAUUUCUGUGGGAAUCAGAAAAAAUAUGAAUCUCGUUUACUUAAAGGAUCAGAGGGCCAGCUGGUGAGGCUUGUAUGCGUUCCCAAUUUUUGUGAGACAGGAACAGCUGUAAUGGUGAAUAUUAGGAGUCUUGAAUGCCAUAUAUUGACACUUUCUACGUCAUCUUUGGUUGGGUGAAUACCCAAGUGAUUAUGAGAGCAAAUUAAAUCAUUUACAAGAUGACAAUAGAGACUGAAACAUCCUUAAUGGAUGCUUCUGCUGUCCAGAUCCAAAUGUCAUGCUGGGUAUUUAUCCUUACACAGAACUAAUAAUAUGCUCCAAAUAUCCCUUGCAGUAAUCACAUCUUGUUUGUGUUUAUUUAGUAGACCUUUUCAGUAAUUACUGCCACAAAUGUAAUCAUAAAGUAAUCUUCUGUCAGCUUGCGGUGAAAGCUUCCAAUUGGUUUGUUAGUGUCCAUCCGCAGAAUGUACAAUUACUUUUUCUUGUACUAAAAAGUUUUUAACUAGUGAAGUCCCUGCAAUACAUAUCUAGGUACUCUGGUUGAUCUUACCAGUUUAAUAUAAGUGUAAAGACAUCCAAUUGUAAUCCAAAUUUUUGGUGAGUUUAGUGGGGACGUGUCAAGUCUUGAAGAGUUUACAAAAGUUGAUGAGAUCUUUGUCAUGACCCCUGGGCAGACUGGAUCUCAAAUUCGCUGCAUUAUGGUGGAUGAUGGGCAGGCAUGGUAUUUCGAUAACUGUUUAUUUUUAACCAGUUUAGUCUGUGCAAUACAUAACUAGGUACUUUGGUUGGUCUUAACAGUUUAAAUAAGUGUAAGGCAUCCAAUACGAUUCAAUUUUUUUAGUGA
Messenger RNA from Cryptomeria japonica (Japanese cedar), 2254 nucleotides. Its product is annotated as DNA polymerase delta small subunit. The record is from RefSeq and is a predicted model, not a curated record. Gene Ontology annotation, biological process: DNA strand elongation involved in DNA replication; DNA replication. NCBI's taxonomy places the organism in Eukaryota, Viridiplantae, Streptophyta, Pinopsida, Cupressales, Cupressaceae. Gene Ontology annotation, cellular component: delta DNA polymerase complex. Gene Ontology annotation, molecular function: DNA binding. The transcript is spliced from 16 exons. The coding region runs from base 259 to 1587 and encodes 442 amino acids.